CACCUCACGCCCGGACGUUUCUUCCACCGACGGACAUGUCCGCCCUCCACCUCGCUCCGGCCAGUGGCGUCGCGCCACAUCACCCCGCCGCCGCCGCCAACCAACCGGACGCCGCCACUUGUCACCCCACCGGCCUCCUCUCUCUCUCCGCCGACGCGGCCUGCCCGGCCCGCGAGAGGCCCGCCCCGGGCCGCAACAGGCCCGAGCCGCCCGCCCGCCUCCGCAGCCGUGCGCCGAUCUCCGCCGCCGCGCGUCUCUAUCGCCGGCGCCCGCCCCACCGCCCGCCGGUCGCCGCCACUUCGCCUCGCCGGCCUCUGCACAGCGCGCCGCCGCCGUUGCUCCGCCUCCCUCGCCCCGCCCUCCGCCGCCACGCGAGAUCCGGCCGCGGGAGGCCCGAGCCCCGCCGGAUCCGACGGCCGCCGAGCUCGCCGGCGACCUCCCUCCGGCCGCCGUCGUCCUCUCCGGUGAGAUCCGGUGGAUCGGGACGAGAUCCACCGGGAUCUCAUCCAAACGCAGCCCCGCGCCGCCCGGAUCCCUCUGUCCCGGGAUCAUCUCGUCCAGUUGACUUUCUCGCGGGGUGCCGACGAGUCCGUGCGGAUGACGCAACCAAGCUCAGGAGGAGCUCGAUGAAGAUCUUGUCCUUUGUGUUGUUUCGUUCUAGUUGAUCAGUAGUGGAGCCCAGUUGGGGUCGAUCGGGGACCUUUGUCGCAUUCGG
This is a messenger RNA of Triticum urartu, 715 nucleotides long. The record is from RefSeq and is a predicted model, not a curated record. NCBI's taxonomy places the organism in Eukaryota, Viridiplantae, Streptophyta, Magnoliopsida, Poales, Poaceae.